This is a messenger RNA of Drosophila biarmipes, 1863 nucleotides long. RefSeq names its product neuroguidin. Gene Ontology annotation, cellular component: nucleolus; small-subunit processome. The transcript has 4 exons. NCBI's taxonomy places the organism in Eukaryota, Metazoa, Arthropoda, Insecta, Diptera, Drosophilidae. The coding region runs from base 607 to 1611 and encodes 334 amino acids. Gene Ontology annotation, biological process: maturation of SSU-rRNA from tricistronic rRNA transcript (SSU-rRNA, 5.8S rRNA, LSU-rRNA). The record is from RefSeq and is a predicted model, not a curated record.
ACUGCCAGCAGCUGAUUUUUCAUCAGAACGUCGGGGAAAUUGGGAAAUCGUCGGGAAAUCGGAACAGGAAUAAACAGGCUGGGAUCGCGUUCGGUUCGUCUGGCGCACGGAAAUCGAAAACAAAAACCACGCUGAACGUGAAUGGCGCAGCCAACUGGGACUCGCACAAUGCAGUAAAAACACAGAAUAAAGGCGAACCAAGGAAUAAUUCCGCGAUAAUCACAGCAAACGACUUGAAACCGCGUGUCUUUCGUUUCGCUUCUCCCGCCUUUUCGUUGCACUCCUCCUCCCACACUCUUCGCCCCGUGCAGCUGCGAGUGCGUGUGCGUGGGUGCUCGUACAACUUAAAUUAAAUUCAAUGAAUUCGGCAGGCCGUGCCACAGAAGCGCAGCCAAAAAACAAAAGUGAAUCUACCACGUGCGCCGCUCUCUCGCGUCUUUGAGUUCAGUCGUUGUAGUUGUAGCCGCCUUCGUUUUGUUUUGCUGACGUCUCGCUCUAACGGUUCCCUCCGCUCCGCGCGAUUUACCGUUGCCCAGCCGCCGAGCAACCGGCUUUGAACAUUUGGAUUAGGACUCAUUAACGGGACUCCCACACUAGGACGACAAAAUGGUGCAGGCACUCGACUACGAUUGUGAUGUGCAGGGCCAGGACAUCCCGCAGGCCAUCCAGCUGCUGGGCGAGAUGAACAGCAACGUGAAGCAGGUGACGGACUUGGUGGAGGGCAUGCUGCAGCGGGUCAAGAGAGGUGAACUGACCACGGAGUACGGCCUGAGCUUCCUGGAGGUCAAGUACCACAUGCUGCUCGACUACUUGAUCAAUCUCACCUAUGUGGUACUGCGCAAAUGCUCCGGCGAGACCAUCGAGGGCGAUCCCUCCAUCGAGCGCCUGAUCGAGAUUCGCACAGUGCUGGAGAAGAUUCGGCCCAUAGACCACAAGCUGCGCUACCAGAUCGACAAGCUGGUGAAGACAGCCACCACAGGCGUCUCGAGCAGCACAGAUCCCAUACUUUACAAGCCCAAUCCAGACGAUAUGAUGAGCAGUGCAGCCAAUAAUGGCGAUGAUGAUGUGGAAGGUGGCAGCGAUGAGGAUGACGAUGACGAGGAUGAGGAUGAGGAGGACGAUGAAGAUGAGGCCGGGGCUGCGAAAGUGCCCCGAAAGGCGGCCACAGCAGGCAAAUCCGGCGUGUACGUGCCGCCGCGCAUCAAACCCGUUUACUACGACGGCGAUGAACGCGAUGCAGACAAGGAGAAGAAGGCUCUGGACCGGGCCAAGAAGCGGGCCAUUACGUCUUCCAUGCUGCAGGACCUGAAAGAGGAAUACUUGGACGCUCCCACUGAGAUAUCAUCGGGUUCGAGGGCUCAGCAGCUGCUGUCGAAUGCUCAGAAGGAGAAGCAGGAGUACGAGGAGACCUAUUUGAUGCGUCUGCCGGUGACCAAGGCGGAGAAGCAUCGCCAGCGAAAACUGACCACGUUAGGCACACUUGGCGAUGAAAUCCUAGGAGAGAUUAGCCGAGAAUCAGCCCUGCGAGGCGACGGAAGCAAAAAGCGCAAACUGGCCAAGGGAAAGGGCAAGGGAAAGAAACGCGGCGGCAAAAAACGAAAGUUCCAUUAAUUGGAAGGAUAACAACCACUAAAUAAGUGACAACUUUUAGGUUAUAAAAAUAUGAAAAAGUUUUAAAGCAGAUAUAUUUUUUAUUGGUUUGAUAAGUUGAGUUUCCCAUUAUAUUUUAUCUUAGUUGAAUUAAAGCUUUUUAUAUAUUUUUGAGUCUUCAAAAUGUAUUUUUCAUUGUGUAAUGUUACGUUUUUCCAAUUUAUAUUUAACUGAAUUUCAUUAAAAACAUUCUUAUACUAUUAAAAAUUACAA